AUGUUUCCUGACUACAACUCACCAGAUCUCCAUUUGACACAUCCCACUCCCGAAGAGAAACUGGCAACAUGGAAUUUGAACUAUGAAGAAUGGGGAAAAGCACUCUCCAAAUCGGAUUACCUUAAUCGAGAACAAUAUCUUGCGAGCGUCCCUCUAACUUUCGAGGAUGGAAUAACAUAUUGGUGUUUAGUCGACAAGAAUGCUCCUCCCAACUCUCGAGAAAUCUAUGCUUCUUGCGAAUCCCUUCGCAAACGAGCUUUCAUAUCAAAGGAAGGUCAAGUCGAAGAAGUCAUCAUACAUUCAAUCGGAAGUGUUUUCUGUUCACCCAAGAACAGAGGCCAUAGAUAUGCAUCUAGAAUGAUGACAGAUCUGGGAAAGGUUCUCCGAACAUGGCAACUCGAUAGCCAUACCCCCGGUCGUUCACACAUCCCCGCUUCCAUUCUCUUUUCAGACAUCGGCAAGAAAUUCUAUGCCAAUCACGGUUGGCUUCCCUUUCCCAGCUCACACAUUGCCCUUCCCCCCAUCCCCAAAGAUGCACGCACCUUAGAAUCCAGCAUAGCCAAGCCUUUAAAAGCCGCCGAUAUCCCCGAUCUCUGCGAACUAGACGUACAAUACAUACGUAAAGUGCUAGAACGGGCCUCCGCAGACCACAAAACUCACAUCGCUCUCCUCCCCGACUACGCAACCGUCCAAUGGCACCAUCUCCGCGAAAACGCCAUGUCUACAUCUAUCUUCGGCCACGCCCCCGAAAUCAAAGGUGCCAUUUCGGGGACAACCAAAGGAUCUCGCGUCUGGGCCUAUUGGACCCGCGGCUACUACGGUCCCAUCGAUACCCCCGCUUCCGGAAACUGUCUCCACAUUCUCCGUCUCGUCAUCGAGGAUGAAAUCAACAGCGAAGACAAUGCUCGAAAAUUAGAAUCUGUUUUACGAUUUGCGCAAAUGGAAGCAAAGGAGUGGAAAAUGAAUGAUGUGCAGUUUUGGAAUCCAACGACUUUGGUGCAAGAUUUGAUUAAUAGGUCGAAGUUGGAAGGUGAACAUAUGAAGGUGGAGAGGGAGGAGGAGAGUGUGGCGAGUUUGAUGUGGUAUGGAGAGGGGGAGGGGUCGGUGCAGGAGGUGGAGUGGUGGGGGAAUGAAAAGUUUGGGUGGUGUUAG
Messenger RNA from Sclerotinia borealis F-4128, 1152 nucleotides. The record is from the annotation of a GenBank genome assembly. NCBI's taxonomy places the organism in Eukaryota, Fungi, Ascomycota, Leotiomycetes, Helotiales, Sclerotiniaceae.